AUGGUGAACUGGUCAGAUCCCGCAGUCAUAGAAGAAGACGAGACAGCCCUUGGAAAACUAGGCUUAGUGUUAUUGGGAAUAUAUGGAUGGGAGUAUUUAUUGACACUCCAAGCUGAAUGGGCCUUGAUUUCUCGCCGUCUAACGUUCAGAUGGCCCCUCGUUCCAUAUUUCUUAGGGAGAUAUAGCUUUUUGGCAACUGUUAUUUCGCUGUAA
This is a messenger RNA of Serpula lacrymans var. lacrymans S7.9, 213 nucleotides long. RefSeq lists its product as uncharacterized. The record is from RefSeq and is a predicted model, not a curated record. Lineage: Eukaryota; Fungi; Basidiomycota; Agaricomycetes; Boletales; Serpulaceae. The transcript is spliced from 3 exons. The coding region runs from base 1 to 213 and encodes 70 amino acids.